Haliotis rufescens (red abalone) is the source of this 6204-nucleotide messenger RNA. RefSeq names its product LIM and senescent cell antigen-like-containing domain protein 1. Gene Ontology annotation, cellular component: cytoplasm; focal adhesion; cell-cell junction. Lineage: Eukaryota; Metazoa; Mollusca; Gastropoda; Lepetellida; Haliotidae. The transcript has 13 exons. The record is from RefSeq and is a predicted model, not a curated record. Gene Ontology annotation, biological process: cell-cell junction organization; cell-cell adhesion; positive regulation of integrin-mediated signaling pathway. The coding region runs from base 1632 to 2876 and encodes 414 amino acids.
UCAGGUGUCAACAGUGAAAUAGACGACAGGUAGACAUAUCUGGGUCAGCCCGGGUGGAGGCGGGGCCUAGUUGGAAUAUAUCCCCUCACGGUAGUAUACUUGGUGGUGUCGAGAUACACACAGGCUCAGUGGGCACGACAGUCUGUUGUGAAUAACUCGUUUAUAUUUGGAGGUUUUUUGUGACAUUGUGACAGGCAUGUUUGCAUUUCUUUGAGGAAAUGUUUUUUUAAGGUGUGUGAAAUUCAAUUCGGAUUAUUGUAAAGUGGAGAUUUAUUUGGUUGGAAUGUGGACAAGUUUACAAGACUUCAGGAUUUGAAGAGGCAUGGAUUUUCACUGAUUAUUGUGGAGGAUGUAUGUAUAUGUGGGAUUUGCAUCAGAUGCAAAGAUUUGUUGAAACACCUGUGCGUCAAUGUGUUCAACAGGCUAAAACUGUGUCUCUGUAUGCAAAGUGAAGGUGUUCAUAGCUUGCAGCAUUUGGAACAUCCAUUCGAUGCCAUUAUAUAAUGUAAUACAGGGAAGAGUUAUACAUCAGUCAUUAGUUGUGUAGCAGACUCGAGUUGAAUCUAGCUGUUGCUGAAUAUAUGGGGGUCCAGCCUGAGCACAGACAAACUUGGAUUUUUUAGCUGCUAAUGUUUAUUUUAAUUUUGAAAUUUUCAAUCUCCAUAUUGUUUUCAUUUGUCUCAUAGGAACUACGGUAAUCAAGAUUUAAUUUUUGUCAAAUCCAAAAAUUAAGAAAAAAAAUACUUUAAUUUUUCUUGAAUUGAAGUUUACAAAGUUUAAUCUAUGUUUGGUUUUUAGUUUUAACAUAAGAAAUAAGUUUUCAAAGUUGAAAUAUUUUUUCAGUUUCUCAUUCUUACCUGACCAUUCAGAAAUCUUCCUGAAAAUUUUAAAUUUGAAUGUUACCGUAAUCAUCCCUUUUAAGGUUUUUGUUCUGUGUUUUGUAAGCCAGUUAGGGGAAGCCAGAUUGUAAGUCUAUUUCUGUUUGGGCCCACUUAGCUGCUUUAGAGUAAACAGCAACAUUUGUUGAAAUGGGCGUUUAAGAUGACAUGCUGGAGCGAGAGCCUGUAAUACACUGUCAAUACCACUUGAUGGGCUCAUUCAUUCCACAUUACUAACAAUAUCAGGCCUGACAAAGACAUUGUUUGAAUAUUUGAAGAAGUAAUUUUCAUCUGUUGAUGUUAAAUAGAUGCCUAUAUUCAGCACUGACUGAAGUUAUAAUAGAACACCUAGCAUUGAAAUCAAAUACAGAGAAUAGAAGUAACAUGAGAACUUCUCAGCAGGAUUGAAAAAAUAAUUUGGCAUGAUGAAAUGUAUUUGUAAGCAUUACUUGACUUAUGAUCAGCAUUUUCUAGAAAUACCCUCUUCAGAAUUAUAACAAGAAACACAAGUUUGGUGUACUCAAGUGCUGGGUAUUUCUGUGUAGAGGGUUUUGGAGUUGGGAGGAGUUGGGAUCGUUGCCCAUAUCCUACAGGGUAACACGUAUAUAUUGACACAGGUAUUCUCAGGUGUGUCCACAGGCUGAAACAUUCUUGUCGCGACAUUUGGAUUCUGUCGUCUUCUCCCAAAGCGUGUUCUGAGGCACUUGUUACGUGUUCUGUCUGUAUUUACGUGUCUGUGUGCUCAUUAACACAAUGGCUGCAAAGAUGCUCCGACUUCAGUCUCUCAACGAGACGACUGACAGCCACUUGUUCCAGCGACGCCGGAUCCACGCAACCCAGGACAGUGAUGAUCCUCUCGACCAGGCUCUCGCGACGCUCAACCUGCUGAGAUUUGAUCAAGAAAGCACAAACAUGUCCCUGGGCAAUGCAAUAUGCCGAAGGUGCGGCGAUGGCUUCUCUGCCACAGAACAGAUCGUCAAUUCCAAUGGAGAAGUCUGGCAUACCCAGUGUUUCGUCAAUGGAUCCAGUGAGCCGCGAGGGGCCAUGUGCUCUAAAUGCGGAGAGGAUAUUGAGGCACAAGAACAAAUGGUUAACUACCACGGCCAAGUUUGGCAUCCGUCAUGUUUUGUCUGUGCCCAGUGCUUUCAACCAUUCCCGGAGGGGAUUUUCUAUGAGUACGAGGGCAGGAAGUAUUGUGAACAUGACUUCCACGUCCUCUUCGCCCCCUGCUGCGGAAGCUGUGGCGAGUUCAUCAUCGGCCGCGUUAUCAAGGCUAUGAACAACAGCUGGCACCCAGACUGCUUCCGCUGUGAGCUGUGUACUGGACCUCUGGCGGAUGCCGGCUUCGUCAAGAACGCCAACAGGGCACUGUGUCGAGAGUGUAACGCCAAAGAAAAAGCCAAAGGACUUGGCAAAUAUGUCUGCCACAAGUGCCACUCAAUAAUUGAGGAGGGGCACAUCAAGUUCAAGGGGGAGGCAUAUCACCCCUACCACUUCAACUGCCACUCCUGUGGCCAGGAGCUCCAGUCUGACGCCAGGGAAAAGGGCAGUGAGCUGUACUGUCUGCGGUGCCAUGACAAGAUGGGGAUACCCAUCUGUGGAGCUUGUAGACGUCCUAUAGAGGAGCGUGUGGUCCACGCUCUAGGCAAGUCUUGGCAUGUCGAGCAUUUUGUUUGUGCAAAAUGUGAGAAGCCGUUCUUGGGGACUCGGCAUUAUGAGAAGAAAGGUCUGGCCUACUGUGAACUCCACUACCAUCAACUGUUUGGAAACAUCUGUUUUGUGUGCAACAACAUCAUCAACGGGGAUGUGUUUAGUGCCUUCAACAAAGCCUGGUGUGUCAACCAUUUUGCCUGCUCCAUCUGCGACCGCAAGAUGAGUCAGAAAACCAAGUUCUUUGAAUUUGAUCUGAAGCCUGUAUGCAAAUUCUGCUACGACCGGUUCCCGGGGGAACUCAAGAAGAGACUGAAGAAGGCCUACGAUGAGGCAGCAAAGAAGUGAACAUUACACAAUCAUCAGGAGGAUGCCUUAGCAAUGUCUAGUCUGCCGCGCACAAGGGGGGACCACUCCCCUUGUCAAGGGAGACUACUCUGCUGACUUUGCAUGCAAGUUCGGUUUUGAGAAAGCUGAUCUGACAGUCAGCUUUUUAUGUCAUAAUAGACUGGUCGUAGUCAGAUCGUAGCACGAAGGACAAAUAUAGGUCUAGAUAAAACAUAUAAUGGCAUGUGAUACAUUUUUAUGCUAUUUAUUUGAAGGAGCAUUUAUGAAAAACAUGGUACAGUGGUAUUCAAGUGUAUGUUUGUAUUUUUAAGCAUGGUCCGAGUAUGCUAUCAUUGUAAUGUCUCAGUAAACCCUUCAUACUGUGCAGGUGCUCAUUAUAGAACUUAUAUCAAACACUGACUCAGAUUUAUAAUAAGCAAAAAUGUACCUUUUCUCAGUCAAGCAAGAAACAAGCAACACAAACGCCUCAUUAAUUUCAUUCCUAGCCAAAAUGUCCAUUUCUUUGAAUGCAUUUUGAAUGUUUUCAGAAAGUUAUUUCAUUGUUAGGAUUUAUUCACAUGAUGUGUUCCUGGAUUACUUGCUCUGAAAGUUAGACAGAUAAUGAAGGCAGGAAGAAAUGAGGGAUGAAUGUGGCGUGACAUCGGUGCUGAAAUGGCUAUAAUUUCUGUCAGUGACGCAUGUCAGAGCGACGUCAGAUGAGCCGCUGUCACAAGGGAGUCCACAAAUGAUAUCAGUUUAAACAGGUUGGAGAAUUCCUGGCAAUAUUGUUGCAGGAGAACACCAUAUACCGGUAUUUCAACUCCUUCAUUGCUCAAGGAUUAAUGUUUCCUUCUUUUUUCAUUUUGUGUCGAUUAUUGCUAAUGCAGUUCUUCAAAUCGUUUCUUGAGAUAGACAAUUUCUUUGAUACGAAGUUAAUAUUUUUAGUUAAGUUUUCUGUCUACAAACUUUGUAAGGUGAUCCGUGCCUUGUUUGUUGAUAAGCCUGUGUAAGGCUACAAAUAAAUAAUAGUCUUGGUUCUCAGACACCGCCCGCAUCAUCAUAAGGUUAGCCGCACAUUUCAUUUUUAUUUCCAUUUUAAACAAAAAAAGAAAUAUCCUUAAAUAUUGCAAGUCUAAUAAUAGUCAAAUACUCUAUUCCAGUAUUUUACUCAUCAAGGAAUACAUUUAUGUAGGAAGUCCUUCCCCAGGUUGAUUGUACACAACUGUUUAUUUGCUUACACAACUGUUUAUUUGGUUACAUAUUAGUUUGAACAACAAAAAACACCACCUCUCCGCAUUACAUUUUCAGAAGCCGUUGCCUGAGAACCAAUUCAUUUAUUUUGUUUAAGUCUGAUCUGUCUUUCAUAUGAAACUUUAUGCAGUUGAGAUAAUGUUUGAAAAGGUGUGAUACCUAUCUGAAAGUGAGGCUUUUCCAAGAGCUGUUUCCUUUCUGUCUUUUUGUUGUUGUAAUUCAUCCAACAUCCAACAGUUCCCAGACUUUGUUGAUAUGCUUACAAUGUUUUUACAUUGAUUAAAUAUUAUCUUUGAAAUAUUUAAAGAUAUGGUAAUCUGUGAUCAAUAUCAUUGAUAUCACUGACAUAACGUGACUUGUUGUGAAAAUGUAGAUUGUAGUUAACUUAGUUUUUAAGAUUUUUAGAAUGAACUUGAUGAAUCAGCAGAUACUACCUCAAACAUUGUUUCAUCUUUUACCACACUGGAACAAGUAUCCUGCCUUUACGAUCCCAUCAAUGGUAGCAGUUAUCAUCAGUUAACAUUUCAUGAUAUUGAAAUAAAAACGGAUUAAAAGGCCCAUCCUUUCCAUUUUAUCAACAAAAUUUUCAGUCUACAAUUUCAGUUUUUUAGAAAAUGAAACCCAAAAAAUGUUUUUUCAUGGAGUUCAAUGGAUGGUUUGUUUUUGCUGUAAGUUGUUUCUGAACACAAAGUCAUGAAAUUGUUACUGGAAUUCAUCUGUUGACAAGGAGGAUGCUCCAUCAAUCUUCAUCCGAUCCCUGGCACCUGCCAUACAUCAUGUACCCAUUACUAAGACUCUCUGCUGGGCUCUGUUGCCAUCUGUUAGUGUAUGUAAUAGUAGAUACCUCAUCUAAUGUAUACAUUGUUGUCUAAUUCUGUUAUGAUCAUAGGAAUGUAUUAUGUAAUGAAUUUUAUCAGCUGAUGUUUCUCAUGUACUGCCACCUUCACGUUUAAUAACAACCAUAAUAAUGAACUAUUUUCAGCUUUGUGUCGGGUUAUUAAAAAAAAAUUGAAAUGAUAUUUGUGGAAAGGAAGACAAAAUUUAGCAGGAAAAUUAUUAUAGGCAAGUCCAUCUUUAACAGAAUUCCAAGCACUCUGUAUAGACUUGGAGUCAAUAGCUGUUAACACUAGCCAUGGAAGAUCAAAUAGUUCAGAUUUGGUCCAGAAUGACAACCAUGGCUUGGCUUCAAGGAUGAAGAACUUACAUUUGUCUCUCCUGCUAUUGAAGCAUCAGUAACAUUUGUCAAGAUGAUAUUUUUACUUGAAGAUCAAGGAAUCUGUUGUCUGAUCAUACACAUAAAAAAUGGCCAUCUGUCUUCAUUAGUCUUUCAAAAUUCAUAAACGGAGAACAAUGUAUUGAUUCCUUUUUUUAAGUCUGAGUAUUCACCCAUUCCCUGUUGGUAUAGAGUUCAGGUCUUAAAGCGUGUUUACAUAAAUAUCUCAUUACCAUCCCGCUCCUAAUUUGUAUUUUCAAUUCAAAUUUCGUUUUGUUACGGCAUCUAACAUUUUGGAGCUGCAGGGGGUUUCACCAAAAGAGACAAUAUCGUACAUUAGGAUCGAUACUUACACAGAAUGGUAGCCUACAAAAGAGACAAUAUCGUACAUUAGGAUCGAUACUUACACAGAAUGGUAGCCUACAAAAGAGACAAUAUCGUACAUUAGGAUCGAUACUUACACAGAAUGGUAGCCUACAAAAGAGACAAUAUCGUACAUUAGGAUCGAUACUUACACAGAAUGGUAGCCUACAAAAGAGACAGUAUCGUACAUUAGGAUCGAUACUUACACAGAAUGGUAGCCUACAAUAGAAGUAAAAUAUCAAAAGAUGACCCACCCUCCUUACCAAGUCCGUUCAAGUCAUGAGAAACAAGAGUAUUUUUUUGUAACUGGCCAAAACAUGAAUUGUAAAUAGUUUGUACACAUAGACAUCAACAACGUGUUACUGUUGUGUUAACAGAUUCAUGUGUGAGUGUUGAGAAUCUUGAACUCGGAUAUUUCUGGUUACCUCAUAUUUUCCACUGGUCUGACAAGAGUUAUCCCCCCUGUACAAGUUGCUUCCCGAUCCCAUGCAUGGCUUUAUGAAUAAAUGGGCUGUUACUAUA